Metopolophium dirhodum (rose-grain aphid) is the source of this 2286-nucleotide messenger RNA. RefSeq lists its product as uncharacterized. The record is from RefSeq and is a predicted model, not a curated record. Bases 1183 to 2082 code for a protein of 299 amino acids. The transcript is spliced from 6 exons. NCBI's taxonomy places the organism in Eukaryota, Metazoa, Arthropoda, Insecta, Hemiptera, Aphididae. Gene Ontology annotation, cellular component: site of double-strand break. Gene Ontology annotation, biological process: reciprocal meiotic recombination.
UAAAAAAUUAUUAAACUAGUUAUAGUAGUUUAAUAGACAGGUACCUACGUCAUUACUCAGUACUCUUUAAUAUCUACCUGCUUAUAUACCUAGUACCUACUUCGUAUGUUCAUAUUUCGUGAAUAUUAGGUACCUAUAUUAAAUAUUUAAGCCUGUUAAGUGUCGAUUUUAAUUUGUUUGUCUGUUACUUGGUUGACUUGUAAGUUGUAGUCUUACAUGGUGUAUAGUGUUGACUAAAUAUAAAUAUUGUAGGUACCUAUAGGUAUCUUAUAUGUUAUAAGUCCCUUCGUGCUACCUACCUACAGUAGAUUGUAGUAUUGUAUACAAGCCAUUGUACGAAAAAAAACAUUCUUUCGAACGGAGGUCGAAACUUAUUAAUUUUUUUAGUUAUGGGCAAUUCAACUUUUAUUAAACAAAACUGAACCUAUAGGCGUGUACCUACAUAUUUUUUAUGUCUUAAAACCUUUCUUACUUUUUAACAUAAUUUUUUUAACUUCUAAAGCUAUUUUAUUGUUCUCUCAACUGGCAUACACAAUCAAACCAGAAUUGUACAAAUCCAUAAAGUAUGAUGAGUUUUAUACAAUUUUAUGAAUUUGUAAAAAAAAGUAGUUUUCCUCACUUAUAAUAGUAAUAAUAGUAUAAUAUUAUGUCUAUGUGUAUAUCUUAAUUCGUAGGUAUCUAUCGUAGACCUACAAACAGAUACAUUGUGGCGGUAAACCAUAGAUAGGGCGUACUGCUUGAAAGUUGCAUGGCUAAACAUGUUUAGCCAUGGAAAGUUGAAAUACUCUCAUUUUCAAAAUCAAACUGAUAAAAGAGUUAAGACGAUUGUCGAUCGUUUAUUGUGUAUAAUAUAGUGAAAAAGAUAUAGUUAAUAGUAGUUGUAAGUUAGUACUACUGUACUAGUAGGUAUAAGGUCUACGGAAAAAUAUUAGUAGGUAUCAGCUACAACCGAGUUCGAAAUAUUAUGUAAACAUUUGUUUUUAAACGAAUAAAACUUGAUUUUUUAUUAGUACAUCAAGGUACACGAUUUAAAAAUGUAUAUUAUACUAUAAGUUAUUACACUAGGGAUAGACAGGGCAGUACUUAUACAGUAUAAUAAACUUUUUUAUAUUAAGUAGUGCAAAUAUAAGGUGCACUACAAUAUAGCCGACAACAUCAAAGCUCUAGAUCGCAUUUUUAUGGAUGAUAUGUUUCUAUACUAUUGUAAACAAGAUGAGAAUUAAUAAAGAAUACGACGAAAAAACGUACAUGGUUCAAUGGUUUAAAUUGUACAAGAAAAGCAUUCAAAAUCUUAAAACAUUUUAUUUUAAUGGUACUUACCCAUUCAGAUCGUUUUCACCAAAAGUUGUACAAUUUAUAUUUAAACUUGCUGAUGAAUGUGGUAUGGAUAACACUGUUAAAUACAAAUGCGUCGAGUUAUAUGAUAGAUUUUUAUCUGAAUAUUUCAUUUACAUGCAUAAGAAAAUCUAUAGUAAACAUUCAAAUAAGUGGGUGAAAUUUUUAAAGCAGUGUAAGAAACAAUCCUAUUUACGAGUUAUGUCGUGCAUGCAAUUGCUGUCCAAGUAUGCUCAACAAUCAUUGAGUCUUAAAUUAAAAGAUAUCAAAGUUAUACUAGAGCGAACCGGGCAUAUAUAUACAAAAAAAAAUAUUCGUUGUUCAGAAGCUGAAGUCUUGCGUAUAGUUGAUUAUAAGCUGAAUGAACCAUCAAUAUUUAUGUUGGUUGAAUAUUUCAUUGACGUGAUCCCAUUCACUACUACGGAUAGUCUGCAUUCUACAUGCUUAUUGCUGACGGAUUUUGUUUAUAUUUAUCAACAAGAGCUUUAUGAUCGGCUACAGUAUCAAAAAAAAGGUUAUAAAAUCUAUACUUACAGUGAAAAAUUGGAACUACUAGACAUUGAAUUUGACAAAAUAACUACAGCAGCAGCAGUUGUUGUCACAGCUUUUUACAUAUUGAAUUCAACUGAUAAAACAAAUGAAGAGUUAUGUUUGUAUCUAUCUAAUAUAUGUGAAAAGUCAUUUGACUAUCUAUUAACAAUUUCAACUGUUCUAAUUUCUAUCAUAAACUCAAUUUGCAUUGAAUGAUAAUUUAAUAUAAAUAAUUACGUGCAAGCAUAUUUAUUCAAUUUUUUUGUAAUAAGUAUUUAAAACUUUACAAAAACUAAACUGUUAAUUGCCUAAUUUCAUAAAUUAUAAAAUGAAUGGCUUGUAUUUUUUUUUUAUAAAAACUAAUAUUUAAUAAUUUGUUUGAUUAUAUAAAUUGAUUAACUAAUAUUUUGAAUUUUUUAC